Molecule: messenger RNA, 1185 nt
Organism: Lachancea fermentati
Lineage: Eukaryota; Fungi; Ascomycota; Saccharomycetes; Saccharomycetales; Saccharomycetaceae
Source: the annotation of a GenBank genome assembly
AUGUCAGAAGCUUCAAAUCCUUACGCUCCAAGUCCGUAUGACGAGGUCUCCAACGUGGGCAACUUUCAACUGAUCGAAUCUACUCUUAGAGAGGGUGAACAAUUCGCCAACGCAUUUUUCUCAACUGAAAAGAAGAUCGAGAUCGCCAAGGCGUUGGACGACUUCGGUGUUGACUACAUCGAGCUAACGUCACCCGUCGCCUCUGAGCAGAGCCGCAUGGACUGUGAGGCCAUCUGCAAGCUGGGCUUGAAGGCCAAAAUCCUCACGCACAUUCGUUGCCACAUGGACGACGCCAAGGUCGCCGUCGAAACUGGUGUUGACGGUGUGGACGUAGUGAUUGGUACGUCGCAAUUUCUAAGACAAUAUUCCCACGGUAAGGACAUGAACUACAUCGCUAAGAGUGCCGUUGAGGUGAUCGAGUUCGUCAAGUCCAAGGGCCUCGAGAUCCGUUUCUCUUCCGAAGACUCUUUCAGAUCCGACAUUGUCGACCUGCUGAACAUUUACAAGACUGUCGAUGCUAUUGGUGUCAACAGAGUCGGUAUUGCCGACACCGUCGGGUGUGCAAACCCAAGACAGGUGUACGAACUGGUCAAAACCUUAAAGAACGUCGUGAGCUGUGACAUUGAAUGUCACUUCCACGACGACACCGGUUGCGCCAUUGGUAACGCCUACUCCGCUUUGGAGGCUGGUGCCAGACUGAUCGACGUUUCUGUCCUUGGUAUUGGUGAGAGAAAUGGUAUUACCCCUCUAGGUGGUUUGAUGGCAAGAAUGAUUGUCUCUGCUCCAGACUACGUCAAGUCCAAAUACAAGCUGCAUAAGUUGCGUGAUUUGGAAAACCUGGUCGCCGAGGCCGUGCAGGUAAACUUGCCCUUCAACAGUCCUAUUACCGGUUUCUGUGCUUUCACUCACAAGGCAGGUAUUCAUGCAAAGGCUAUUUUGGCCAACCCUUCAACUUACGAAAUUCUGAAUCCUGCUGACUUCGGGAUGACGAGAUACAUUCAUUUCGCUAACAGGCUAACUGGUUGGAAUGCCAUUAAAUCCAGAGUUGAGCAGCUCAACUUGCAUUUAACUGAUGAUCAGAUCAAGGACGUUACCGCAAAGAUCAAAAAGAUUGGUGAUGUCAGGCAAUUGGGUAUUGAUGACGUUGACACAAUCAUCAAAGACUUUCACUCUGAACUGCAAUAA